AUGCCGCCCACGCUGCAUCCGCGGUCCCGCCAAACCGUGUCUCUCUUCACCGGCACGCUGCUUGUCUCGUUCUUCGUCGUCGGCCUACCACACAUCCUGCCAUGCCCCGUCCCUGCGCGCGCCUUUGCCGACGCGGGCGCGAACGACAUCGAACCGGGCCAGCGUCGCAGGCGCAGAAGAAAUAGCGCCAUUGAUUCUGAUGGCGCCGAGUCGAGCCAGAACCAGCUGGCAGCGGAUAGUGACGCGGAUUUUGUCAAUGGCCGCCCGAUGAGAGAGUGUCCCGUGCCCAAGCCAGGAGGACUAGUUGGGCAGAUUCUGGGCUUCGAGGGAAAGGAGCGCGCGGUUCCGAAGACGGUCAUCGUGGAGAGUGUGAGGGCCCGGAGGAGCAGGAAUAAUGAGCAGGAAGAAAAGUCGUGA
Molecule: messenger RNA, 417 nt
Organism: Aplosporella prunicola CBS 121167
Lineage: Eukaryota; Fungi; Ascomycota; Dothideomycetes; Botryosphaeriales; Aplosporellaceae
Exons: 2
Coding region: 1-417 (138 amino acids)
Biological process (GO): mitochondrial respiratory chain complex IV assembly
Cellular component (GO): mitochondrial matrix
Source: RefSeq, a predicted model, not a curated record